AUGACCCAGGUUACCACUACCCCAUCAAUGCUACAAGUUGAUGAUUAUUAUGUCAAUUUUAGAAGAAUUCCAGGAUUGUGGAUAUACAACUGGAACGCCUCCAAGCUCCCGCCAAGUGCUCUGAUCUUCUCGCCCCAAAAAAGAAGGCUUUCGAUUUUCCCACAAGGCUCUCGCCAAUCCCCUUGCUCUCCAGAGACGCUACAAGAAAUCUUCGUUCAUUCUCUCCCCGACGACCAUAAUGUAGUCGUGCUAUCGAAGCAGUCGUCGCUGCUCCUGACCUACAUCCGCAAAGAAUAG
Guyanagaster necrorhizus is the source of this 297-nucleotide messenger RNA. RefSeq lists its product as uncharacterized. The record is from RefSeq and is a predicted model, not a curated record. The coding region runs from base 1 to 297 and encodes 98 amino acids. The transcript has 2 exons. NCBI's taxonomy places the organism in Eukaryota, Fungi, Basidiomycota, Agaricomycetes, Agaricales, Physalacriaceae.